Messenger RNA from Selaginella moellendorffii, 2550 nucleotides. Its product is annotated as probable receptor-like protein kinase At1g11050. The record is from RefSeq and is a predicted model, not a curated record. The transcript is spliced from 2 exons. Bases 137 to 2071 code for a protein of 644 amino acids. Gene Ontology annotation, biological process: protein phosphorylation. Gene Ontology annotation, molecular function: protein kinase activity; ATP binding. Lineage: Eukaryota; Viridiplantae; Streptophyta; Lycopodiopsida; Selaginellales; Selaginellaceae.
GUCGCUUUCGUGUUUGGAUGGCGAAUCACCAAAAGCUCGUGGAGUUUUGUUUGUAAUUUACGCAAACCGAGUUUUUUUAUUCAAACUUGGCAGCGAGCAUAUACAAGCAUAUUCUUGCUUCUGUGUUUGCCUGGUGAUGGCGUUGAGAAGGGAUCGUCGAGCAUGUAAGUUCUUUCAACCAGUAGCGGCCUUAGUUAUGGUGACAGCGACGAUGUUUAUAGCUGCUGCUGCAGCUCAGGCCUCUUGCCCCGUGGGAUUCGACUAUCUCAGCAAAUUCCCGUCGACUCUGCGUUCGUGCGAUCAGACCAACCUCCAGACCAACGUGACCGUCUGCUGCUCCGCUCUGCUCAACUCAUUGGGUAUCGCUCUAGCCGAGAAUCUCAAGACUACAGGUGGAUUUGAGUUCAGGGACAACGCCACCGCAACUGCCUGCUUAGCCGACUUCCAAUCCAACCUUACGAUAAACAAUGUGCAGCAGAACUUCGUGAGCACCUGCUUCCCAGUCCCAUAUGAAAGUCCAUCGCGCUUCAUUCAAAGUCCGGAUCUCUGUGCUGGGAUAACCACGACGGCCGACUGGGACAGAGUAGUGGGACAGACUCCCAUGGACAUUUCGUGCCGUGGGGAUUUAUCCAGUGGUGCUGCUUGCCAGAGCUGCGUAGCCGAUGCGGAAGAGGUGGUGAGGACGCUGAACAGCAUUUCUCCGGGUCGACUGGAGUGCCUGUACUUCACAGUCCUUUACGCAGCAGGGGUGAUAAACGAUCGAGGUCCAUCGGAACCUUCGACAGUGGAGUGCUUGCUGGGGAUAAACAUCGCCGGCACGCUUGCCACAGGCGGCUCUUCAAGCCGCAGUUUGAGAAUAGUCUUGCCGGUGGUGCUUACUGGAGCAAGCGUGGUUUUCCUGAUCGUUAUAGGUGGCAUCAUUUGGAAGUUGUACACCAAGAACAGGGCAAUGGAGGACGUUCUUUUAUCAGAGCUCGGACCAACCUACACCGCCAGCAACGGUUUGAAGCUCGCAAACCUUUUGCCAAAUACCGGGCUGGUGGUUUUCAAGGCGAAGGAUCUGAAAGCGGCUACCAACAAUUUCUCGCACAGUAAGUUGGUCGGGGAGGGAGCCUCUGGCCGAGUAUACAGGGGUGUUCUCCGGAGACGAGGUGAGGUUGCCGUCAAGGUCAUGAAACAGAGCUGCCUGCACGACUUUUACGACGACGACGAGAAGAAAUUCCUGGAGCAGAUGAAACUCGUCAACAGCUUUAAGCACAAAACGCUGGUGCAGCUGCGGGGCUGUGCGAUCUCCGACGCGAAGCAGGGGCUACUCCUGAACCAGCAGAGCAGGAUCAUGGUCGUCUACGACUACAUGCCAAACGGCAACCUCGACAACGCGCUCUUUGGCAGCAGGUUCUUGUCGUGGCCGCUGCGAAGGAAGGUCGCCGUGGACAUUGCCAUCGCGAUCAAUUACCUCCACAACGAGCUGCAGCCAGGGGUCAUCCACCGGGACAUAAAACCGAGCAACAUCCUACUCGACUCGGGCCUCAACGCGCGGCUGGCCGACUUUGGCCUGGUGAAAGCGGUACCAGCGGCCGGAGUCCCGGCCCCAGCAGACACACCACCACGGAAAAGCGCCACCUCGGUGGCCGGGACGCCAUUCUUCGUGGCACCGGAGUACGCUCUCUACGGCCACCUGACGCCAAAGUCGGACGUUUACGGGUUCGGGAUGGUGAUGCUGCUGCUGCUCAGCGGGCGAAGGCCGAUGUUUCACGCACCCGAGGCGAGAAGCUCGCGAGAAAAACUGGAGGGAGAAGUUGCCAGCGCCAGGGACGAACAGGUUCACGUAGCGGACUGGGCGUGGGAGCUGGUCCGGCGCGGCCAGAGCAUCGAGGUGGUGGACGAGAGGGUGAGAAACGCGGGGCCGUGGAGCGUCAUGGAGAGGUUCGUGGUGGUGGCGCUGCUGUGCGCUCACCCGCUGGUGGGCGUGAGGAUCGGGAUUGGCCACGCGCUCGCGAUGCUCCAGGGAGAUAUGGAGCUGCCUAGCUCGCUCCCAGAUCGGCCCAGGUACGCCACGGCCGGAUGGUGACGGCGGUAUCAUCCUGUGCCACGUGGGACCACGUAGGACGAUGACGUGUUAGAAUAUACCUUCCGAAAACUGGGGACUUGGCAAGCAAGGUAGUUGCCACUGGAUUGAAAGUGCGUUUAACUUCUCGGGUGGAUCGUGGCAACACUCCCUCUGUCACUGCCACGGAUUUGCAGCUCCCGACACAUCCAAUUGUAUUUCCAAGGCCCAUGAUCGGGCACAAAAGGAGGAUAGAGGUCUCUAUUAGAGAGGAGAGAUUCAAGGCUUAGCACUGCGCGCUCUCUACCGCCUAACAGGCGACAGCCAGAAUUCUUGAUCGGCAGCUAAUCCAUGCUCGAUCAAAGGCGAGAAAACCUGAUUGAUCUGUGCGUCCGCGCACAACCUCACGGCCAAUUCGAGCCGAGAAAGAAGAAUCGGGUGGUGUUACGUCGUUCGGAGGUGUAUUUUGACACGUCAUCAUCCUGGCACAAAAUGUUCAUAAA